This is a messenger RNA of Echinococcus granulosus, 426 nucleotides long. RefSeq lists its product as hypothetical. The transcript has 7 exons. The record is from RefSeq and is a predicted model, not a curated record. The coding region runs from base 1 to 426 and encodes 141 amino acids. Lineage: Eukaryota; Metazoa; Platyhelminthes; Cestoda; Cyclophyllidea; Taeniidae.
AUGAGUUUUAAAAAGUUUUGGGAUCGUUUCAUUGUACAAAGUUGUACACACUUGCUUGCUUGUCAUUUGAAAUUCUUCCUAGGCUAUGUUUACAAUUCAAUUGUUUUAAGCAACUACAUUUCUGCAUUUCAUCAACUUUCAUUAAUGCCAAUAAUCAAAAUGCAUCCUUCUGGAUUGCAAACUGUAACUCUUGAAAGAAGAAACAUUUUAAAUGUCGAAGCACGCUUUAUUCUUGUCUUCUGUUUUAACUAUGUUUGUUUUCCAUUGAUUGCACAAAUGAAAUUAUUUUGUAUCGUGAAGGCUGUGGUUGAUUGCGCUAACAUGGACGAUGGCAAAGUAAAAGUUGGCAAUCAGAUGUUUCCUUCACUGCACGAAAGUCAAAAAAUUUUGACACUUGAAUUUUUGGCAUCUCAAUGGUGCAACUGA